UUCAAAACCACAAGAAAUUAAAAGUCCAAUACUAACCCAGCAGCUGCCCGCGAUGCACUUUCCUCCAAUUCCAAUCUUCUUGUAAUCGCCAAGUGAAUCUCAUCAAAGUUCAUACACUCCACCGUUUUUGAGUUGAGCAAGAGAGUAGCCAAGCCACUGGUGGUGGCAACUUGAUUGAUUACUAAUUUUCAGCGUUUGUAGUGAAAGUAAUAAUGGGGUGUUCCUCGUCAAAAAGAAUCGAGGCAGCCAUUGAUGUCUACCGUCCUCCUCCAACCAGCUUCGCAGUAUUCGACAUCAACGCCAUAGAGGAGCCAUGGAUGAAGGCCUUGGAAGCCCACCAGCAACAACAACAAUCCGACCACCCCGAUGAAAAAGAAAAACCGGCUCACACAGUCCCACCUCCGCUCCUUGAGAAGCUCAACGCCAUCGAAGAUGCUCCUCGUUCCUGGGACGAGGUCAGCAAAGCCCUCAACGACCUCAAGCCCACCUUGCACAACAACCCCACACCUCCCCCCACACAUCCUAAGCCCAUCCUCCUCCUUGCUGCCCCCAAAACUCCCCUCCUCCGCUCUCCAUCACCGCCCACUCCCGCUCCCGCCCCCAAUGAAAAGGAAAACGCCCCACGUAAGAGCUUCUCUUUCCACACACUGGAAGAACUGGACGCCAAGCUCUCCUCUAAAUCUAAGCCCGCUGCUGAUGAUGAUCAGCUGAUGCCAAAGAAAACGAGCGCUCCGGCAACAAAACCCGCCGUGGAGUUGAAGAAGCGCGAAUCAGGAAAGCAUCAAUCGUCAGAACCAGCAAAACCAGAAGCACCAGCAGGCUACAACUACAAGCCGGUUAAGGAGAACAUAUUCAUACUGAGAGACAAGUUGGAGAGGGAAAAGGAAGGCAAAGUCCCAAACAUUGCCAGGUUCAACCCCUUGAACGACUUCCCAGAGAUGUGCCCUCCGGGAGGAGAGGAGUCGGUGGUGAUCUACACGACAUCGUUGGGAGGAGUGAGGCGGACUUUCGAGGACUGCAACAAGGUGAGGUUGAUUAUGGAGUCUCACAGAUUCGUGUUCGACGAGCGGGACGUGUCGUUGCAUGGGGAGUUCUUGAAAGAGUUGAGGGAGCUGCUGGGGGAAGGGGUGAGCGUGCCGAGGAUGUUCGUGAAGGGGAGGUACGUGGGAGGGGUGGAUGAGGUGGUGAAUCUGAACGAGACGGGUCGACUCGGGAGGAUUCUGAAUUGGGCUCGAGUUGAGAGGGGGGUCGGGAGGCUUGGCUGUGAAGGGUGUGGAGGCGCAAGGUUUGUGCCGUGUUUGGAUUGUGGAGGAAGUUGUAAGGUUUUGGUCGGGGAUGAUAAGAAGGAGAAAGAGAGGUGUCCUUCUUGCAAUGAGAAUGGCUUGGUUCUCUGCCCAGCUUGUGCUUGAUGUUAAUUUUCUGGUUAUCAGUUUUUGGCUUCUUGGGUGUUGUUGUUGAUCAAUCUAUAGCUAGUGACUAAAUAUUUACGUACAGUCAACUUGAUUUUUCUUUAUGUAUGUAUGUAUGUUUGUUCUGAAGAUGGAGGCACUUACUAGUGAGUGAGUUACGGGUUCUAUCAAUGCAUGGUGUAAUUUUUUUUUUCAAUUUUCCUUUUCUUUAAUGCAAA
Molecule: messenger RNA, 1627 nt
Organism: Coffea eugenioides
Lineage: Eukaryota; Viridiplantae; Streptophyta; Magnoliopsida; Gentianales; Rubiaceae
Product: protein lap4
Exons: 1
Coding region: 213-1409 (398 amino acids)
Source: RefSeq, a predicted model, not a curated record